AUGGGCGAGCCGCCCGCGGAGCUGCCGGCCCAGCGCCGGCCGUCGAUCCGGAGGACACGGGUGGCCAAGCCGGCGGCGCCCCAAGCCGGGAUCCCCACAAGGCCGAUGCCCCAGAGCAAGAUCUCAGCGAAUGCACCACAAAUGCCCCAGACCAGGAUCAUCAUCGACCGCGUUCACGCGAACUCGAGGGCGUUGGGUGGAUCGGCCCUGCAAAGCACAGGGCGUGGGAUGCGGCAGGUGGGGGAGCGGGGCCGCAGACGGUCGUCGCUGAGCGGGCAGAAGCGACCGAUCGGCGACAGCGAGGCGUCGCCGCGGGCCGCGUCGCCGGCGCCGGACAUCGACCGGAGGGACAGGGGCGACCCGCUGCGGUGCGCGGACUACGCCGCUGCCAUCUACGAGCACUACCUGGCGGUGGAGGCGGCAGUAAUGGCGGACCCGAACUACAUGGCCAUGCAGGCGGAGAUCAACCACAAGAUGCGGGCGGUGCUGGUGGACUGGAUCGUGGAGGUCCACGCCAAGUUCAAGCUGAUGCCCGAGACCCUCUUCUUGACGGUGAACCUGAUAGAUAGGUACCUGUCCACAGUGCGAGUUGGCAGAAAGAGGCUCCAGCUGGUUGGCAUAGCGGCCCUGCUCAUCGCCGCCAAGUACGAAGAGAUUUGGCCUCCAGAGGUCCAGGAUUUCAUCGACAUAUGCGACCACGCCUACACGCGGCCGGAAAUCCUCGACAUGGAGAGGAGCAUGCUCAUCGAACUGGGAUGGAAGCUGACGGUUCCCACCAUUUACCACUUCCUACCCAGGUUCAUGAAGGCGGCCGGAAGCCAGGAGGACAAGAACGCCAACCUGGUGGCCGCCUACCUGACCGAGCUGUCCCUGCUGCACUACGGCUCCCUCAAAUACAAGGGCUCGCAGAUCGCCGCCUCCGUGGUCUUCAUCGCCAGGCGCAUGGUCCGCCAGGCCGACGCCUACCCGCUCGCGCUGCGGAAGCACUCCACCUACUCUCUGGACGACCUGAGGCCCUGCGUGGAGGAGCUGGGUCAGGUGCUGAAGCAGGCGGGGCGGGAGGUCACCAGGGCGGUGCACAGGAAGUACGCGCACAGCAAGUACCGCCACGUGGCCACGGAGCUGAGGGCACUGACAUCCGCUUGA
Molecule: messenger RNA, 1146 nt
Organism: Ostreobium quekettii
Lineage: Eukaryota; Viridiplantae; Chlorophyta; Ulvophyceae; Bryopsidales; Ostreobiaceae
Source: the annotation of a GenBank genome assembly